This is a messenger RNA of Cyprinodon tularosa, 4062 nucleotides long. It is a transcript of the gene dstyk, whose product is annotated as dual serine/threonine and tyrosine protein kinase. Lineage: Eukaryota; Metazoa; Chordata; Actinopteri; Cyprinodontiformes; Cyprinodontidae. Gene Ontology annotation, molecular function: ATP binding; protein kinase activity. The coding region runs from base 862 to 3639 and encodes 925 amino acids. The record is from RefSeq and is a predicted model, not a curated record. The transcript is spliced from 14 exons. Gene Ontology annotation, biological process: protein phosphorylation.
GCAGGGCUAUGCGGUUUGGUGCGGACUCGCCUCGCCCUGCUACAUUACAGCUUUUCCCGCUUCUCUUUCUUACAAACUGAAGCUGCCAUUCUCACUGUCGCUGCACUCCAGGCUGGAAGAUGUCUGCUGGCUUCUGCUCUCUACAGCCACAUUAGGAAGGAAUCCCCCACACACACCCCACGGACGCGGAGCCUCCUCGGGAAGAAGCUCAGCGCUGUGGUCCCUCUCUUUGGCUCUUCAUGCUUCCCGGAGUUUGGCCUUUAAACACUGCAGCGAAUUGGAGCGUGUCUAUGGAGUUUAGGAGCAUGUUUUUCGUGCCAGGCCAAGGUGUUAACGGGCAGGAGAUGCCCUCUGGCUAGCAGCAGUAACUUAUCUCGAGCGCAGCUAGGUUGCAAACAGAUAACUUAGCAUAUAAGUAGGCGAAGCUAUAUAUAAAUACCAAAAACACUGUUUUUACCGAUAUACAUUUUAAACUAAUGAAACAGAAGCUGUCUCGGCGGAUAUUUUUUUUUUCCUCAAUCUAUUUUGCACUCGGCGUCAAGCUAGCUAGCAUCUUUCGCAAUUUAAACGCUAAAUGCUCACUUACACUCUAAAAUGAGAGGCUAAAGGUUCUGUUUACUAUCGAUACACUCCUCUUUAAGAUAUUUUAGACCGACUACCAUUCAUUAACUGCGUCUUUUGUCAAAUGAAUCAACACAUCUUGGGCAAAUGAGAGGAUAAACCUGUCAGCUAACUAGUUGGUGACAAAAAAAAGGACAUUUUAUUUUACUUAUUGGUGCUGAUUGUAAAUAAAAACAGUUGGUAUUUGGCCCUUGCUUAAACGAUUAAAUCACGCCAAGAGGACAACAACAUCUUUUGGCCAUGGAGGGAAAUGUACAGCAACAGAAAAUAGCUCCUUUGGUCCGGGAACUGCAGAAAAUAUUUAGCAGCUACAACAAGCACUCCAUACAGCUGAGGAAAAACUUGAAGGAGACCAAUGCAUUCUUCAGAGAAAUAAGGCAAAACUACAGUAAUGCGUGUGCAGCAACUAUAAGCUCAGAUUCAGCUUCUCUGGAGGCAGGCCAGCUGAGCUGCAUCGCUUUCCCAAGUCAUGAGGAAGAGUUCCUGCGCAGCACCGUGGGAGCCGCUCCGUACAUCCUGGUUUUAGGCCAGGACUGUGGCGCCCGCUACCGGCUGCUCAACUGCCUUCUUGGGGAAAGGCUGCUGCCUCAAGGUACAGAGGCCGUAGAGGGCUGCGCGGGCGACCAAGGCAUUGUCUGCAAGAGGAGGAAGCUGUGCUUCACUCAUGGGAGGCAGACGCGGCUCAGCUUAGCACUGCCCGGCCAGUAUGAGCUGGUGCAUCAGCUUGCUGCUAACAGAGGCCGCUGGGAUACAGUGCCCAGGGAGGACCUGGAGAUCCAUGAGGAGUGUGAGGACCCAGCCCACAGGCUGGCAGAGCUGGAAAUCACCCUGCAUCAUCCUCUGCUUCAGGAAACCAAGGUCAUGGUGGUCCCAUGUCCAAGUGUCCAGCCUAUAGAAGAGGCCCUGGAAGACUGCACUCGCAAUGUGAUGCCCGUCAUCCUCUACGCCAUCAACCAGGACACUCUCAGUACAGACCAGGUGGCCGACCUCCGGAAGGUCAAAGAGAUGCUCCCAUUUCCCAUUUGUUUUGUCCGUACCCCUGCCUCCACGCUAGCUGCCUCCCCAGAGUCCAGCCGCCGGGGGGAAAAGGAGAAGGAGAGGAGUGGCCUGCACAAGCAGCUGCUCUCGCUCGGCUUCUUGAGUAGCCAGACUGGACACUGUUCCUGUGGAGCCCCGACGCAGGUUUCCGCCCCAGGGGCAAAACCCCAAAGCAUACUGGGCGAAACUUUUGAUCGACUGCAUCGGCUGCUGGUUCCGUUUGCUCGUCAAGUUCUCCAAAACCAGCAAGUAGAGGCUGCCAACCUGCUGAAUGGGCUUCACUGUCGAUGUCUCGACCUUUUCAUCAACCAGGCCUUUGACAUGCAGAGGGACCUGCAGAUAACUCCCCGCAGGCUGGAGUACACUCGUGAGAAAGAGGGUGAACUCUUCAACUCCCUGAUGGCCAUCGCAAACAGAAAACAGGAGGAGAUGAAGGAGAUGAUUGUCGAGACCCUGGGCAGCAUGAAGGAGCAGUUACUAGAUGAUGCAGCCAACCUAGAGUUCAAAGACAUCAUUGUAACUACCAAUGGAGAGCCUGUUACGUCAAAGGAAAUACAAUCCUGCAUCCACUUGAUCCAGGAACUGAUAGUGGUGCGUUUGAAUCAGGCGGUGGCCAAUAAGCUGAUCAGCUCUGUGGACUAUCUGAGGGAGAGCUUUGUGGGAACGCUGGAGCGGUGCCUCAACAGCCUAGAGAAGUCCAACUUCGACUCAUCUGUGCAUAAUGUCACUUCUAAUCAUCUUAAACAGUUACUUAAUGCUGCCUAUCAUGUGGAAGUCACCUUUCAUUCGGGAUCCUCCGUCACAAGGCUGGUCUGGGAGCAAAUCAAACAGAUAAUCCACAGGAUUACGUUUGUAAAUCCCCCUGUUAUCACACCAGAGUGGAAGCGAAAAGUGGCCCAGGAUGCUAUAGAAAGUCUCAGCGCUGCCAAACUGGCCCGCAGCAUCUGCUCCCAGUUCAGAACCCGGUUGAACAGCUCUCAUGAGGCCUUUGCAGCAUCUUUACGACAGCUUGAAGAAGGUCACACAGGCCGUCUAGAGCGCACUGAAGACUUGUGGCUGCGUGUGAGGAAGGACCACGCCCCUCGACUGGCCCGGCUGUCUUUGGAGAGCCGCUCCCUGAGGGAUGUGCUGCUGCAUGGAAAGCCUAAGCUUGGGCAUGAAUUGGGCCGGGGCCAGUAUGGAGUGGUUUACCUGUGUGACAGCUGGGGAGGACACUACCCAUGUGCCCUGAAGUCUGUGGUUCCACCUGACGAUAAACACUGGAACGACUUGGCUUUAGAGUUUCACUACACAAGAUCUCUGCCCAAGCAUGAACGGCUGGUCGACCUGCACGGCUCUGUGAUUGAUUACACCUAUGGUGACGGCUCCAGCAUCGCCGUGCUGCUUAUCAUGGAGCGACUGCAUCGAGAUCUCUACACCGGGUUAAAGGCUGGUUUGUCCCUGAGAGAGAGGCUGCAGAUCGCUCUAGAUGUGGUGGAGGGAAUCCGCUUCCUGCACAGUCAGGGUCUCGUACACAGAGACAUUAAAUUAAAAAAUGUUCUGUUGGACAAGCAAAAUCGUGCAAAGAUCACAGAUCUGGGUUUUUGCAAACCAGAGGCCAUGAUGUCUGGCAGCAUUGUUGGGACUCCCAUCCAUAUGGCUCCAGAACUGUUUACAGGGAAGUACGAUAACUCUGUAGAUGUUUACGCCUUCGGGAUCUUGUUCUGGUAUCUCUGCACGGGUGCAGUGAAGCUUCCAGAAGCCUUUGAGAGAUGCUCAAGCAAGGAUCAGCUUUGGAACAAUGUCAAGAAAGGUUCCAGACCGGAGCGGUUGCCCACUUUCGAUGAGGAAUGCUGGCAGCUGAUGGAGGCCUGCUGGAACGGGGACCCUUCCCUCAGACCCCUGCUCGGCAUCGUGCAGCCCAGCCUGCAAAGCAUUAUGCAUCGGCUCUGCAACUGCAGCUCGGAGCAGAAAAGCAGCAGCUUAGAGGACUCAAACUGAAAACACUUCAAACGAACUAACAGAAAAGUUUUCUUUCUUUUUUUGUUGUAUUUGUGAAGAUCAGAGCUGAGCAGGCCGAUGAAAGAUGACCAAUGAAAGCAGUCCCGCUCGUUCUCUGGUGGUGGAUUUGCAAUAUUUAUAAGGAGCUGAUAAAAAAACCAAGGGUGUGCAAAUGUAUUUUAUUGUUUGUGUUUUGUGUAUUUGUAUAAAAACUCCACACUAUUCUUUUCUCAUUGUAGCGACAGGACUAAUUGCUACUUCAACAACGAAAUGCUUCUAGAUGCGAAUUGUUUUAAAAAUGGUUUGUUCCAAGUAUUAUCGAAAAUAUAAAUGUGUAAGAUUGAUUUUAGAUUGUAUUUAAACUGUCUGCAUCUAUUCAAAAACAUCUUUCUUUUUUAAAUAAAAUGAGCUGUUACAACAAAA